Molecule: messenger RNA, 703 nt
Organism: Centruroides sculpturatus (bark scorpion)
Lineage: Eukaryota; Metazoa; Arthropoda; Arachnida; Scorpiones; Buthidae
Product: putative thiamine transporter SLC35F3
Exons: 3
Biological process (GO): transmembrane transport
Cellular component (GO): membrane
Molecular function (GO): transmembrane transporter activity
Source: RefSeq, a predicted model, not a curated record
UGCAGACAAUCAACCUUACAUGAAAAUUGCCGGUCGUCAGUGUUGUACCGAACAUGGCAAAAAAGUCACAUAUGGAAUUAUAUUAACUACAGUUAUAGCUACGGCAUGGGUAGGGACCGUACACUUGCUCAAAAUUACAUACACCACACAACCCAAUGUCAAAAAUGCUGUGAAAAACACCACAGAGAAUCAGAGAAUGACAACCGUGUCACCAUCUACAGGCACUAUCACAUACAGUGCUCCAUUUUUUACGACAUGGUUCUGCAGCAUGUGGAACUGCAUGUUUUUCCCAAUUUUCUUAAGUUUAAGACCCUGUUCUUCGUCUGAAAAGACCACAGUUAAAAAAAUUUUAAUAGAAAGCAUACAGAAUUUUCAAGAAAAGAAUUUUACUUUGCUUCAGUUUUUCGGUAGAUGUUGUCUUUUUAGCCUUCUUUGGGUCAUAUCAAAUUAUAUGAUUGUACAUUCUUUGAAAAUUUUGGGAACGACGGAAGUUAUGGCUUUAUUUUCUUCAAACGUUUGCUUUGUUUAUUUAUUAUCCUGGGUUAUUCUACACGAAAAAUUCGUAGGAAUUCGUAUCGUUGCGGUUAUAAUAUGCAACACAGGUAUAGCUCUAUUAGCAUAUAUGGAUGGUGCAUCCAGAUCCGUUACAUUAGGAGGAGUCGUUUUGGCAUCAGCAGCAGCUGCUGGAUCAGCUGUAUAUAAA